Molecule: messenger RNA, 1494 nt
Organism: Dovyalis caffra
Lineage: Eukaryota; Viridiplantae; Streptophyta; Magnoliopsida; Malpighiales; Salicaceae
Source: the annotation of a GenBank genome assembly
AUGGCAGCAAAUUUCUUGUUCUCUGCAACCCAAUGGAUGUAUAUUCACUCAUCUCCUUGGGAUUUAUCUCUUGCUUUGUUGGCACUCUUUGUUUUCCGAUGUAUAAAUGAAAGGCUUACCAACAAAGGCCCUAUGCUAUGGCCUGUGUUGGGGAUCUUACCCACCUUGUUCCUCCACAUCAACGACAUGUACAAUUUCGCCACUAGAGCUUUAAGUGAAGCAGGGGGAACCUUCUACCACAAAGGAAUGUGGCUAGGAGGGGCAUAUGGAAUCGCUACAGCUGAUCCUUCCAAUAUCGAGUUUCGGGAUUUGCUAGGGGAUGGUAUUUUCAAUGCUGACGAUGAAUUGUGGAGAGAACAAAGGCAAACAGUGAAAGCAGAGAUGCAUUCAAGCCGUUUCAUUGAGCACUCGCUUCAAACAAUGCAAGAUCUGGUGCACCAGAAGCUGUUGAAGCUGACAGAAAAACUGGUGGAGUCAGGAGAUAGUUUUGAUCUCCAAGACGUGCUUCUUCGGUUUACGUUUGAUAACAUUUGCACUGCAGCUUUUGGCGUUAAUCCUGGGUGCUUAGCCCUGGAUUUUCCUGACGUUCCCUUCGCAAAAGCUUUUGAAAAGGCAACAGAAUUAACUUUGUUCAGGUUCCUGAUUCCGCCUUUCAUUUGGAAGCCCAUGAGGUUCUUUGGAAUAGGAUAUGAGAAGGCAUUGAAGGAGGCAGUUGGCAUUGUACAUGACUUCGCUGAGAAGACAGUGAACGGUAGAAGGGAUGAGAUAAGCAAGCAUGGUAGGUUGUGUGAUCAAUCUGAUCUCUUGUCCAGACUUAUUGAGAUGGAAUAUAGUGGACAAGGCAAGAAGGUGCAAUUCCCAGAUAAGUAUUUCCGAGAUUUGUGUGUAAAUUUUAUCCUAGCAGGGCGCGACACCACUUCGGUGGCAUUGGCAUGGUUUUUCUGGUUAGUCCACAGGAAUCCAGAAGUAGAAAACAGAAUUCUAUGCGAGAUCAAUGACAUUCUGUCCCUUCGCGAGACACAGACCAAAAAUGGCAUCAUUUUCACAAUGGAAGAAUUGAACAAGAUGAUGUAUCUCCAAGCAGCAUUAUCCGAAUCCCUGAGGCUGUAUCCAUCUGUACCAAAUGAAGUGAAAGAAGUUGUCGAAGAUGAUGUUCUCCCUGAUGGUUCCAUAGUUAAGAAGGGCGCUCGAGAUGGAUUCCAUAUGGGGGAAAAUUGCUUGGAGUUUAAGCCAGAGAGGUGGAUUAGGGAUGGAAAGUUUGUCAGUGAAAAUCAGUUCAAAUAUGCAGUGUUUAAUGCCGGUCCAAGGUUGUGCCUGGGAAAGAAGUUUGCAUACAUGCAGAUGAAAAUGGUGGCAGCUUCAAUCCUGUUGAGGUAUUCAGUUAAGGUCGUUGAAGGCCAUGAUGCUUUUCCAAAAAUGACAACCACACUUUACAUGAAGAAUGGACUACAGGUGACUCUGAUGCCUAGGUUGGGGAAGGCUACUGCUGCUUAG